AUGAAGUUCGCAGCUGCUACUAUUGUCGCUUCGGCCCUUUUGCUCCGCUCCCAGGUCGCGGCCAACCCCAUCCAGAAGCGUGAUAUCCCUUCCUCUUUCUACACAGACAUGGCCAUUAAUGGCUCAAUCUGCUCCUUCGCCGACGACGCUAGCUGCAAUGAGAUUUUUUACACCGCCGGUAGCUGUGGAUUAUCCACUUACUUUACCUCCGAGAUUCCUAGCUCGUCAACCAUUCCCUUGGUCGCUAUGGCAUCUGCAGUCAUGAGCCAGUUCGGCUAUUCUCAGAACAAUGAACUCUGCGGAAAGACAAUUGAAAUCACCGGAGCCAACGGCGUCGUCCAACGGGCAGCAAUUGCCGACACUGCCGGCGCUGAUAUAAUUGACAUGUGCCUCAACUUGUGGGAGGAUUUCGGUGGUGUUAAUGGUGACGGAACCAUUAUGACUGGUACCAACAGUCUCAAGUGGCACCUUGUUGAGUAG
Talaromyces marneffei is the source of this 480-nucleotide messenger RNA. RefSeq lists its product as uncharacterized. The coding region runs from base 1 to 480 and encodes 159 amino acids. NCBI's taxonomy places the organism in Eukaryota, Fungi, Ascomycota, Eurotiomycetes, Eurotiales, Trichocomaceae. The record is from RefSeq and is a predicted model, not a curated record. The transcript has a single exon.